Messenger RNA from Lepisosteus oculatus (spotted gar), 4067 nucleotides. The record is from RefSeq and is a predicted model, not a curated record. Lineage: Eukaryota; Metazoa; Chordata; Actinopteri; Semionotiformes; Lepisosteidae.
GGCAGUAGUUGUACUAAUGAAAAUUUGUUUAUAGCAACAGAAACUAUGAAUGGAUUUUCCUUAUUUUAUGUCUUUCUUAAUCUAUUUUUUCAAGCGAGCUAUUUAUGUGAAUCAUGAGAGUUGGGUUUAACUGCUAAUCGUAAUUUAUUUAGGAAUAAAUUUGAAAAAAAAAGAUAACGCACAGCACUUUGCUUAAAAUGAAUAGCGGCAUAUUACUUCGUUUGGUGUGUUUUGAUGACGUGAGAAGUAAGCGCCCAGUGAGAGCGGUCAAUUUAAGCUGACAGCGGUAAAAACGAGUAAACAAAAAAACAGCACAACUGAAUUUGGGUUGGGUUAAGCCUUGUGUUUUUUUUAUUUUCAGGUUUCAUCUUACUGUAGUAGUUAUAAUAUACCAACGCGAAAAUUAUAAUAGGCUGAGAAUUUACUUGUUCAUUUAUAGGCAAAAUUACUAAACUUGAUAAACCCACUAUUUUGUAGGAAACACUUUUGAGAUAUGAAGUUUUGCUCUGCAUUUUCAUUACCUCACGAGAAAUUCGGACAAUGGCAGGAAAUCAGCAUUUAUACGGAGAGCUUUGCCUCAUUGACAAAAACAUAACAAGCUUGUUAGAAAUUCCUGUUAGUGAAAAGCUGAGGUCACUGAGUCUUCACUGUAACCGAAUAGUCAAGAUAGAGGGCCUGGCUUUGGCAUGGCAGCUGCGGCACCUGGACCUUUCGUCCAAUCGGAUAACUCGAAUUGAGGGCCUGGAUUCGCUCACAUCCCUGCACACUCUCAACUUAUCAUGUAACUUAAUAACUAAAGUUGAAGGGUUAAAUUGUUUAGUGAACUUGAUCAGAUUGAACUUGUCUUACAAUCAGAUAAGUGACUUGACUGGAUUGCUGUACCUUCAUGGGACUGGCCACAAACUGAGACAUCUGAAUCUGCACAGUAACCAAGUGUGCAGCAUAAAUCAAGUGCUGCAGUGCAUGGUGGGAUUACAGAAUUUGACUGAACUUACUUUUAGCAUGGAUGGAAAAGACAACCCAGUCUGCCUUGUUCCAGGUUACAGAGAGAUUAUUCUACAGUCUUUGCCUCAGAUGGUUGCUCUUGAUGGUGUUAAUCGAAAGGGUGAGCCCAUGUUGGCUGAUUGCACUUCAAUUAAUGUACCUGGACUAGAAGAUUUUGUAGAUUUCUUGGUAUCCUCUGACACUAGUGGGAAUGCAGAAAAACCUAAUUCUAAUGUACCAAUUGCCACCCCUUCCAUUGAUAAAGUGCUGACCCAGUUUCACCAGCGAAAUAGUACAGGGGUUGACAGAAGACCAAAAGUGCAUACAGGAGAAAAUUCACUUUCUGAAGAGGAGAAAACAAAACCAAACUCUUGCAAUCUGUAUAAUGAACUGCGAAUUAAAAAAUUGGAGCAUCAGGUUUCUCAACUAUUUCAUCAGGUCCCCAGUAGUUCAAGCUCAACUCCCUCUGUUGUACGGAAGGCGAAGAGAGACAUUGAUUACACAUCAGAAAGUGAAUGUGACAGUGCCAAAGAGAACAAUAAGAAAGGUUCUAGGAGAUCCAGAAUUCCCAAAUAUAGAAGUGCCAAUAAAACAACUGGAAAGCGAUUGACUAAAGACACACCAGGCAAGAGAUCAGACAGUGAACAAGAUAUUACUGCUAAAGGCCCAAAGAAAACAGCAUGUCUUAGGAAGGAGGUUUCUUUUAGAACAUCCCAGCACAUUCAGCCACUGACUAUUGGGAGCCAGAAGAAGAAAGGACUGCAAUCGCAGAACGUUUCUUCAUUGGAUACCAGAGUACGUGACUCUGAAGAAACAACAUACAGGGCAAUAAUUGAGGAACGUGACCAGGAGAGAGAAAGGAGGUGGAAGGCUGAACAGGCAGUGAAGAAACUAACUGAAACACUCAAAAACUUGCAGGUUCGUGCCACUGAAGAGAAAGAUCUUCAGAAUAUGGCACUGUACACCACUGACCGCAAGGCCGAGUCUACUACUAGUCUACAAUCAAGAACCUUAAGCAGAUUAAAGGAGCUCCUUUUAAAGGAAAAGGAAGAAAAAAGCAAACUCCAGGCAAGUGUUGAAGAGCUGAUGGAGAGCAACAAAGCUCUGGUCGGUGAGCUGAGAGAGUGCAAGAGCCGUGAAGAACAGCAGCAGAGGUCUCUGCACAGCCUUGAGGACAGUCUGGCUAAGAGGGAGGCCUUGAGGGCCCAGCAGCAAGCUGAGGAGAUGAAAAAGAACCAGGAGUUGGAGUUUAAAGUUGCAGCACUUAAGAGGGAGGUGGAUAUUCUGAGAGCAUCUGUCCGACAGCACAAGGAGAAACUGCAACAAGUGCAUGAACUCCUAGCGUCUAAAGAACAGGUGCACAGAAAGGAAUUGGAGUCCAGAGUAACUCUGACUGGCCCUGAGUUCAGAGAAGCCUUGGCGAGGGAGGUGGCAGUGGUGGAGCAAAGACAUUCUCAUCAAGUAACCGAACUGCAAGAGAAGAUGGCAGCCAUAAGGCAGCAGUAUAGCGAGUUGGAAGAUGAGUUCCGCAUGGCUCUCACCAUUGAGGCUACAAGGUUUAAAGAGGUAAAAGAAGGCUUUGACCAUGUGUCAGCAGAGUUAUUGGAACACAAGAGAGCCUUGGCUAAGUUCCAGCAGAAGGAGAAGCGGUCUGCAGUUUUGGUCCAGGACCUAACAGCCAUGGUGAAAGAGCAGAAAGCAAGAAUAGCGGAGCUGGUAAAGUCCAAACAAGAAUCUGUCUCGGAGUUGAAGAGUCAAAUACGAUCUUUGGAAGCUGUGGUGGAAGAAGACAAGAAACAAAACGUUCAGAUUGAGCUUCUCAAAAGGGACAAAUCAAAGCUGAUUUCACAGCUCACUGCCCAGGAGUCCGUGAUUGAUGGCCUCAGAGCGGAGAGGAGGAUAUGGGGGCAGGAGCUGGCACAGCAAGGGGCUUCACUGGCACAGGACAGAGGCAGGCUGGAGGCCAGGAUCGAAGUCCUUUCUGGUGAAAUUGAGUCAUUAAAGAAACAGAGUGAGCGUGACAACGAUGCUUUGAAGAUCAAAGCUAAGAUUGUGGAAGACCAAACAGAGACUAUUCGGAAACUGAAAGAGGCUGUACAGGAAAGAGAUGAACAGAUAAAGAAACUCCGUGAGGAAAUCUUGCAGGCCCAGAAGGCCUUCCGGGAGCAACUGGAAGAAGAGAGAGGGCCAGUACUGGAGCUCCGAGAGCAGGUGGAACAGCUGACUUACAGGAAGGACGAGUUAAAACAGCAUCUGGUGGAGAAAGAGACUGAGCUACAUGAAGUGAAGAAAGCUUACAGUGCUAUGAAUAAAAAAUGGCAGGACAAAGCCGAACUCCUGACCCACCUAGAAGCUCAGGUGAAGCACAUGAAGGCUAACUUUGAUGCCAAAGAGAAAAGGCUAAUAGAAGAAAAAGAAAUGUGCCUCCAGAGGCAAAAGUAUUUUAGAGAUGCUGUGGGGAAACUUCACUCUAUAGAUGAUGCCUUCAGAAGACAGCUGGAGUCAGUACAGACAGCACAUCAAGCAGAGCUGCUUCACUUGGCCACUGAAAAGCAAAAACAGAUAGAAGAAGCAAAUCAGAAGGUAUUUCAAGUGGAAGGAGAAAUGAGACAACUUCUAGAAGAAACAGCAAGCAGCAAAAGAGCAAUGGAGGAGAAAAUGAGAAGACUCACAAGUGUCCUGAGAGACUUCCAACAGUUAUAAGGGUGUUUCCUCUAGACCUUACAUAUGUGUUUUGGACACCCAUGCCCUAUGUAAAUGUUUGGACGUGAUAACUAUUUGCUUCUAAACCACUGUAAUAAAUCUUUUUCAUUGUUCACUUUUUAUAAAUCAGUCAACCAUAAUAUUAAGAUGUAGUUGUUUGCAGAGAAUGUAGAGCCCUUCAUUGAUGUGUAGAGUCCAGCAAAAAUCAAAUACUGAUUUCUGUCCAAGAAUUAACAUUGUAGAUUUGUUUUGUAUUUAUUUUUGUAAUAGAAGUUUUUAUAUUUUAAUAUAUUAACUUGUUAAAUAGUGCUAAUGUACUGUAUACAGAAUUCGUUAAGCACUUUGGAAACAAGUUGUUUUCGAAAAUAAACUCUUUGAUU